AUGGCUUCCUUUGUCAGUUCUCUAUUUCAACCCUGGGCAGACAAGCCCUCUACAUUUCAACCCAUACAAUUUAGUCCACAAUACCCACCAUAUGAUACUCAGCAUCAGCCUCAGUCUCAGUCUCAACCUCAAGCACAACCUCAAGCACAGCUUCAAAUACAAUCACAACCACAACCACAACCGCAACCGCAACCGCAACCACACCCACAAUCACAAUCGCAGUCUCCACAAAGCUGGAUAGCAGACGUAGGCUUACUAGUAGAUAAGCUACGGGAUGAUGCAGCCUCAAUGAUCACAUCAAAAUCAAUCCACACCAUGUCCAGUCUGGACAGAAAGAGUAUCGCGCAGGGCAUGCGACUAGUAUCAAUAGCCGCAGACGAGUAUGACGAAGGAAAUGAAGCACUAGGUCUGGAAAUAUAUCUGUCUGGCAUUGACAAGGUUCUCAUGGCCCUACCAAAUAAACCAGACGAAAAGACAAAAAUGGCUUUAAAGGAAAAACUCUCUAGUGUUCAGGAACGCGUUGGGAUAAUUCAUUUGGCUACACUACAUAACAAUCCCGGAUCUCUCUCAAAUUUAUCCGAGUUUCCACCCUCAUUUUCAUACUCACCCUCAUCCUUGCCUUCACCUUCGCCUUCACCACUAUCUCUAUUAUCACCUGUAUUGAAUACCUUUUGGUCAUACAGACCAAAGUCAAUCUGCUCCAAUCAAACUUCACCAGAACCAACCAGUCGAUUCAAAAGAUUCAGUCAACGUGUAAUUGAUACCAGUGUGUCCUUUGCAGUUGUUCAGGAACGCGUUGGGAUAAUUCAUUUGGCUACACUACAUAACAAUCCCGGAUCUCUCUCAAAUUUAUCCGAGUUUCCACCCUCAUUUUCAUACUCACCCUCAUCCUUGCCUUCACCUUCGCCUUCACCACUAUCUCUAUUAUCACCUGUAUUGAAUACCUUUUGGUCAUACAGACCAAAGUCAAUCUGCUCCAAUCAAACUUCACCAGAACCAACCAGUCGAUUCAAAAGAUUCAGUCAACGUGUAAUUGAUACCAGUGUGUCCUUUGCAGUGUUCAUCAAACAAUCUCCCUUGCCAGACUUGGUAUAUCUUGUGUUUGAAAACCUGCUCCGGUUUAUUCUGUGGGCAGAUCACAGAUGGCAGGUUCACCAAAAGAUUGAAGAGGUUGGUAUGAUUUGUGUAAAGGCUCUGUUACGCGCAGAUGAAAGAUACCAUAUCCAUGAAUAUGCUUCAGAAGCUGCCUAUCUGCUGGUUGCCGCUAGUCUCAAAGCCUUGGUGGCCUAUAAAGAAGCUCCCACAUAUCCCCACACCAUUUCUCUUCGAUCAUGA
Messenger RNA from Phycomyces blakesleeanus NRRL 1555(-), 1335 nucleotides. RefSeq lists its product as hypothetical. The coding region runs from base 1 to 1335 and encodes 444 amino acids. The transcript has 5 exons. NCBI's taxonomy places the organism in Eukaryota, Fungi, Mucoromycota, Mucoromycetes, Mucorales, Phycomycetaceae. The record is from RefSeq and is a predicted model, not a curated record.